This is a messenger RNA of Morus notabilis, 815 nucleotides long. RefSeq lists its product as uncharacterized. Bases 179 to 418 code for a protein of 79 amino acids. The record is from RefSeq and is a predicted model, not a curated record. The transcript is spliced from 2 exons. NCBI's taxonomy places the organism in Eukaryota, Viridiplantae, Streptophyta, Magnoliopsida, Rosales, Moraceae.
UAGAAGCGUGGAAGUGCGGCUUUAUAUAAAUACAGGAAAAAAUAAACGGCCCGGAGGAGCAGAGAGGAGCCACAAUCGAGGAUUUUUCCUUCCAUUUUGAAGAGAGAGAAAGUCGAGAUCCGGCGUCGUUUCGUCCGUCGAAUAUCCGUAUUUCCGAGGUCUAGAGGGAGAAAGAGACAUGAAGGGGUCGGGAACUCUGGUGGCGUCGGUGCUCGCCGCUUCCACCGUCGCUCUCGGCUCCUCUUCCUCCUCCGCCGCCGGCGACCGUGAUGUUCCUUUAUAUCCUUCCUCCAUUGUGGGCUUUGAUUCGUCCUCUGGAAGAAAAGGUCAGACUAAAACGUCGUCGGAUAAGGAGAAAUUCGCGCCGAGGUUCGACGGAUUGAGGUUCAUAGAAACGCUGGUCACAGCCCACCGAUAACUAUUCUUUUCCUUUCCUUUUCUUUUCCUGUUUCCUUUUUCUUUUCUUUUUUUUGAAGUAACAGAUUAACUGAUUUGGAGUUUGUUAUUAGAAAUUGGGCUCUUUACGAGUCGAAGAGUUUUUUCUUUGAUGAAUAGGUUGUGUCCUUUGUCUUCAACAAAAUCACAACCGAGUUUUGCCGUGGUCAACUUUCGUCCUGUUUGUUUUGUUUUUCUUUUCUUUGAUAUUUUUACUAUUCUGUCAAACUGUAUUUCAUAAUCAUUUUGCUGUAAACAAAAUUCGGUGCAAUGAUUUGCUUGGUGUCCACCACAGAAUCUGCCCGUUUUAAGCAUGAUUAAUUUAUCAAUUUCUUUUUGUUAUCAGGGAAUUGAAUUGAUUGAAUGUGUUAAUCAAGCAA